Molecule: messenger RNA, 2332 nt
Organism: Salpingoeca rosetta
Lineage: Eukaryota; Choanoflagellata; Craspedida; Salpingoecidae
Exons: 18
Coding region: 102-2087 (661 amino acids)
Molecular function (GO): protein binding
Source: RefSeq, a predicted model, not a curated record
ACCAGCCAGCUGGAACACAGCACGCUGCUCAGAUCAUCCUCACAACACUCCACUCCACCACUGCAUCGCAAGCGUGGCGUCAUUCAACGCGGAACACGACGAUGGCCUCCAAACAGGCGAGCACGCCGACGACUUCUUCUUCUUCGACAUCCUCUUCCUCCUCCUCCUCAAAGGGGAAGACUGGCAGUGGGACCAGCUCCAGCAAUGCCAAGUCGAGUGGAUCGAAGCAGCAAAGUGGCACAAGCAGACAGCCGCAGCACUCUGCAGCUGGUGCUCGGCGUGGUCAACAAGCUGUCAAGCACACCCCGGCAUUCUGGGAACUGGACGGCUACAGGCUGGCUGCCAAGAGAUUUGACAGCUUGGCAUUCCUUCUGGAGCAGCUGCAACGCAUGAUGCGGGAUCGUGCCGCGCUGGCCAAGAAGCAUGCGACCGAACUGAACAAGUUCUCUGCCAAGUGGCGUGCAAAGAUGCAGCAGGCCAACAUGUUUUCAAACGGGCAGUUCUUCAACGCCGUCGUGGCCAGCUGCGAGGAGCCGGAAGUGCUUGCGCAUGCGCAGCUGCUGCUGGCGGACAAGAUCAUCAAUGGUCCAAUGCAGCAGGCGCAUGCAGAGCAGAUGCGCCACUACCAGCGCUCCUUUGGUCGCCUCAAGGCAACAACGGCCGCUCUCCAGGAAUUCAGGGGGUGCGAGAGCACGUACUCGAAGGCGGUGAAGCUGUCUGCAAAGCACAAGAAGGCGUACCACAGCAAGCAAGAGGCUGUGCUGAAGCUUGAGGAGCAGAAGGCGCAGGCGGGCAUCAUUGACUCAGACACCAUAAACGAUGAGCGAAGGAAACUGGAGGUCAAGUUGGAAACUGCAAAGAAGGAAGCCAUCAAGACGGCACAAAAGUACAAAGAGGCGCUACAGGCUGCGGCCAAGCAGUUCAACACAUAUGCGCAGUCGAUGCGGACCGUGUACAACGCACAGGACGCCACCGUGCACACGCGCCUGCAGGACUUGCUUGCCAUCUUCCACAAUUAUGUCAAAACGGUCGACUUUGAGCAGACGACUUACAAGCAGGACCAGCGCGACUUGUUGCGCAAGUUCACGUCGGUGGACUUGAAGGCGGACCUCUCGUCCUACCGCUCGGAUAUGGGCGUUGACCAGGCGCCGCCCCAAAUCACAUUCCAGGAGGCCCCAACCAUGAAGAGCGCGGGCGUCAUCAACUCCGAAGUCAUGAGCCGACUGCAGGACUUUCAAAAACAGGAGAAGAAGCCGGCUGCGUGGUUCGUCAAGUCGGGCGACACCGGCAUCUCCUUCUCACACAAGCGGUACUUUGUGCUCGAUGGCCACGACCUCGUGUAUUUCUCGUCGGCCAAUUUGGGCGUCCCCGGCAACAAGAAGGGCUUGAUCAACCUUGACACAGCGCGGCAGAUGUACGUUGUCGACAACUCCACGCUCGUCAUUGAAACCCCGGGCCGCCUGUGGAAGCUGCACUCAAAGCGACCACAACUUCUCGUGCGCUGGCGGGACAUGCUGUGCGAACGCGUUGGUCUUCCCAAGGGACAGACCCAGCCCUCCACGUCUCCAGGGAUGCGUGCUGGCGUAGCGGCAGCAGCUGUUGGCGCGACCGGUGCUGCUGCUGCGACCAACGCGAAGAACAGCAGCAGCGGCGGCGGCGGCAGCCAAAGCAACGCGGCACAGGCCACACCUGCAGCAACAACGGCGGCGAGCACGCUUGCAUCGUCAUCAACUGCGGCCCCAUCAGCCAUGUCGAGCACGCAGCCGUCAUCAUCGCUCGCUGCAACCCAGCCAUCGCCAGCAACGGCAUCGUCAACAUUACCAUCAUCGGCCGCCACCACCGCCGCUGUUGUUGCCGGCACCUCUGCUGCCACCGCAUACACGGCAGGCACCGACUCUGUUCCCUCAACAAGAAGCGAGAGCCCGACGCCGGAAACAACGACGCAGGACCGGGAAAUCCAGGCAGCGACAAAGAUCCAAGCGCAGUACCGCGGGUACCGGACGCGAAAGCACCUCAAGAAGAGGGACGAGGCAGCACGCGUCAUCCAGCGCAACUGGCGGCGCACACGCACGUCCACACGCGCAUGAGCACAACCCAAACACCACCCACUCAGUUCCUCUUACACGUGUACCCCCUUGCUUCGUUUGCUUCGCUUCUUCUUCUUGUUCGUCCUUUGCCCGUUCAUGUCUGCCCUCUCUGAUCGCUCUCCUUCGACCUCCGCCAAGUCCCUUCACAUCGCACCACAUGCUGGGUUGAGUAUGGUUCAAUUCAAUGGAGAAAUCCGGCGUUGCGCGUGUGCCACAUCACAUGAAACAACAAAACAACGCACUGC